AUGAAUUCUUUUCAACACAGCGAAAUCAGCGGACAUCAACACGGUACGAAAACCGUAAUUGUAAUGGUUGGGCUGCCGGCUCGCGGUAAAUCUACCAUUGCUAAACAAAUCGAAUCGACCAUUUCUGGCAAUUGUCGUAUUUUCAAUGCUGGUCAAAGAAGACGACAGCUGGAAAAUGAUGCUAACUCACUUCCGAAUGACCAACUAUUUGAUAUGUCUGACCCAUUGAGUGUUAAGUCUAGGGAUGAAAUUGCACUUAAAUCAUUGAAAGACUUACUUAGUUGGUUGCAAGCAGAUUAUGAUAACCAUGUGGGAAUCUUUGACGCGACUAAUUCUACUAUAAAAAGGAGGAAUCUGAUCUUGGACACUUUGCAAGAGUAUUCAAACGUACCGAUCAGAGUUGUAUUCAUCGAAGUUAUCGUAGAUUCCGAACACAUUAUUGAGGAACAUCUUUACUGGAAAGUAAGACAAUCCGAUGAUUAUAAACACUUAAGCAAUAAAGAUUGGUGUAUCUCGGAUUUCCAAUCCCGAAUGAAACAGUACGAAGCUGUUUAUGAAACCAUCGAAAAGGAUGAGUUCAAAAAGGAUUCCACUAGAAAUUUCCCAAUAUCGACCUUUCGAAUUAUAAACCGAUUUGAGAAAUGUUCCUUUCAUGGACAAGAACCACCUUCAUUCAUCUAUUUUGUUUUACUUUCGUUGCAACGUCGAUGGUUCCUUGAGAAAAACGCUCACCUACCGACAUUUAGAAUCAAUGAAUUGAAGGAGCGUUCAAGUUUCUUUGUUCCAUGGACUUGGAUAAAGCUGCGGAAGCUUUUAUAG
Molecule: messenger RNA, 819 nt
Organism: Kluyveromyces lactis
Lineage: Eukaryota; Fungi; Ascomycota; Saccharomycetes; Saccharomycetales; Saccharomycetaceae
Exons: 1
Coding region: 1-819 (272 amino acids)
Biological process (GO): fructose metabolic process; fructose 2,6-bisphosphate metabolic process
Cellular component (GO): cytosol
Molecular function (GO): 6-phosphofructo-2-kinase activity; fructose-2,6-bisphosphate 2-phosphatase activity; ATP binding
Source: RefSeq, a predicted model, not a curated record